UCAAUUUAGAAAACGGUAAGCAGACAUGAAAGUUGAUACUUCUCGUAUUAUUCAAGAGAAACUGAUUUUUAACGAACGAAAACUCGUGCCAAACGGAUUAAACCAUGGAAUAAGUUCUAAAUCAGCACUGCUCAAACGAUGCAAACAGAACUGUAAUGUUUUUAUGAUUCACAAUUCGCCAACAAUACAUACAUCAUCAUAGUUAAAUAACUGUUUUAAUUUCGACCCUAAUUUUAUUAUGAACUAUUAAUUUAUAAUUAUGAGUGCUUCUAGACCAGUUGUUGGAUGGAUAAGAGGAGAGGAUGCAUUGGAGGCACAAAAUAGAUAUCACACUGAAGAGUUGUCAAAGAAAAUUUCAAAACUGAAAUCUGCAGCAUAUGAUAUUGAAGUGGAAGCCAAGGAUAGUGUUAGAUUACUAGAUGAUGUGGACAAUGAAUUCGAUAGUGGCUCUGGAUUUCUUUCGGGAAGCUUGAAUAAAAUGAAUAAGAUGAUGUUCACUGGAAGAAGUGAUCGUAGACUUAUGUGCUAUGUUGUCUUAAUAACUGUUGGUUUGUUUAUUGUAUUUUAUUAUUUAGCCAACAAAGUCACCAGGUGAAAGUACGCAUUAUCUGAAGACAAGUCAAUCACUGAAGUGUAUAUAAUUUGUGUAGAUAUAUUGUUUAAAAUUAUGUUCUAUCGUUCUGUGUAAAUAAAAUUAUCCAUAAUAACAGUG
Parasteatoda tepidariorum (common house spider) is the source of this 712-nucleotide messenger RNA. RefSeq names its product BET1-like protein. NCBI's taxonomy places the organism in Eukaryota, Metazoa, Arthropoda, Arachnida, Araneae, Theridiidae. The record is from RefSeq and is a predicted model, not a curated record.